AAAAACAGUGUGGCACAUUGACGUUAAGUGGCUUGUUAGAUACAAAGUGUAAUCCGCAUGUAUCACAGCACUACGUCGUUGCAGAAUUAUUAUCUUAUUUAAGAUAUCAUAUUGAUGAUCUCCGUUUAAGGCCUAAUUAUAAUCAAAGUCACCUGUUUUUUAAACGCCAAGGACAUUGGCGAUAAAAUUCGAAUUGGCAAUUACGCAUCGGUCGACUUUAGUCGUAACCAGAUUGUUCGCAUCAGUAUCAACAGUUAAUAAUUAAAUUUUCUUAAGAUUCUUCGAGGUUGGAUAAUAAUUGUGAAACUGGUGCUCUCCAAAUAUGUACGAAAGUUUAUUUAAAAGCCCCAUGCAAAGGGUUUUUCUAUAUGGGACGUUAAAACGCGGUGAACCAAAUCACAAGUUAAUAACUAACGUCGAGAAUGGUUAUGCCAAAUUUCUGGGACUUGGAAAGACAAUAAGUAAGUAUCCUUUAGUUAUAGCCACGAGGUACAAUAUUCCGUUCACCUUGAAGAGGCCUGGAAUUGGGAACCAAAUCAUUGGUGAAGUUUAUGAUGUCGAUUCGCAAAUGCUGAAGAAACUGGACGAUUUGGAAGAACAUCCAAAUUUUUAUGUCCGAACGGAAGAUAAUGUCUUAUUAGCGCCAGAAAGUGAAAUUAAACGCGGAGAAAGUUUCGAAAGUAUCGGUGAUGCGACUAAAGUCUGGAUCUACAUUCUUGCAAAUUUUCGCGAAUCUUUAAUGGAACUUCCAAUGUACUCAUCGUAUAGCAGCGAAGGCAGCCACGGAUUAAAGUAUCAGGAAAGGUAUUUACGAGAUCCAUCUUACAAUCAUCGAGAAGAAGUAACAUCAUCUAAUAAUUGCAGCGCAUGAAAAUUUAUCUACACGUUCGUACAAGUCAUCAGAACCAUCAACAUUCUUUAAAUUUAUCAAAGUAUAAAUAGCUUUUAUCAUGUCAAUCUCAAUGCUAGCAUUAACUUGUUCUUUUUCUUCUUUAAUUUCAGUAAUCACGAGUGGGCAAAGCCUGAGGAUGUACUAUAACAUCUCAAAUUAUAAGGCAAACUACAGUUAUAUAUUUAUAUAUUAUAUACUAUUGGGUUGUAAAUAGAUAAUAAAAGUUU
This is a messenger RNA of Ceratosolen solmsi marchali, 1119 nucleotides long. Its product is annotated as putative gamma-glutamylcyclotransferase CG2811. The transcript is spliced from 3 exons. Lineage: Eukaryota; Metazoa; Arthropoda; Insecta; Hymenoptera; Agaonidae. Gene Ontology annotation, cellular component: cytosol. The record is from RefSeq and is a predicted model, not a curated record. The coding region runs from base 323 to 871 and encodes 182 amino acids. Gene Ontology annotation, molecular function: gamma-glutamylaminecyclotransferase activity.